CGACGCAAGUGGGGGAUGGCGGACACGUUGGGACCUGCUGCGUCGUGGAAGAGCCUCCAUGACCGGUUCUACUCCAAGGAAGAGGUGUAUGAGAUGAUGUGGGACUCAGAGAGCAUCAACCUGGCUAACUACAUUGUCGCUGCAGCCCCGUAUGGUGGGCCCAUUGCGCUGUACCGCGACAAGACCAAGCUGCAGGAGGCGAGCCGUGGGCGCGGCGACCUCAUUUCGGUGUACACGUCUGCUGGGCGGCUGAUGGCGCAGAUCGACCCGCGCGCGACGUCGACGACGUCAUCGCAGGUGGUGACGAUGGGGUGGACGGCGUCGGCGCAUCUUGUGGUUGUGCACGAGGACGGAGUGGUCAACGUGUACGAUGUGCACGGCUCGUUUGUGGCCACGUUUACGGCGGCGCCGGACGCAAUGGCUGAGGGCGUGUUUGACGCCAAGGUGUGGGCCGGCGGCCUCGUGGUGCUGACGACGUCGUUCCAGAUGUACGCUGUCGAGUUUCGCGACGAGACGUUUGCGGCGAUCCGGCCAAAGAAGCUUGCGGAUCCCGAGCUUACCGAGGCGCCGUGGUCGUGGGCGGUCAUUCCGCCGGAGCAGGCGCUGUCGCGGUCUGUCGAGGUGCUCCUUGCGACGAAGCGGACGGUGUACGCGGUCGACGCGUCGCUGGCGCAGGACCAGGUGGUGAGCGAGGGGCCGUACGUGCGGAUGGCGCUCUCGCCGUCAGGCAAGUUUGUGGCGUUGUACAACGCAGCGGGCACGCUCUACGUUCACACGGUUGACUUUGACAAGAACCUCUCGGAGCUCGACACCAAGAAGGGCGACCUGCCGCCGGACCAGCUGGUGUGGUGCGGGACGGACUCUGUGAUCAUGUACUGGAACAAGGUACUUUUCAUGGUGGGUCCUUUCAGCGACUACGUCAACUACUACGAGGACUCUGCGGCUGCGGUCAUUACCGAGACCGACGGGGUGCGGAUCAUCACGUCUGAGCGGUGCCAGCUGCUGCGGCGGGUUCCGAACUCUGUACAGUCGAUCUUUGCACUGGGCGGGACCGAGCCGCCGGCGCUCCUGUACGACGCGUUGGAGCACUACCAGAAUAACUCGCCCAAGGCAUACGACUCGAUUUCGCUUGUGCGUGACUCGCUUGUCGAUGCGGUGGAGGCCUGCAUCGACGCCGCAGGCCACAUGUUUGAGCCGCGGCUGCAGCGCAAGCUGCUGCAGGCGGCCUCGUUUGGCAAGUGCUUUCUGGAGAUGUACGACCCGACCAAGUUUGUGGAGAUGGCGCGGAAUCUGCGGGUGCUCAACGCGGUCCGCUUCUACGAGGUCGGCAUGCCGCUGACGUAUGCGCAGUACCUCGAGCUCACGCCGCAGGUUCUCAUCAACCGGCUCGUCAACCGGCAUCACCACCUGCUCGCAUACCGCAUCUGCGAGUUUCUGGAGCUCCCGACGGACCGGGUCCUUGUCCACUGGGCGUGCGCCAAGAUUGUGCGCGGGAUGGGAACCGACCACGAGCUGUGCCAGGCCAUUGUGGAGAAGCUGGCGCCGGUCAAGGGCAUCUCGUAUGUGGAGAUUGCCGAGACUGCGUUCCGGCGCGGACACACCGAGCUCGCGACGUCUCUGCUCGAGUACGAGCCGCGGCCAGCGCAGCAGGUCCCGCUCCUCAUGACAAUGCGUGAGAACGAGCUGGCGCUGACCAAGGCCAUAUACUCGGGCGACACCGACCUGGUGUAUCUGGUCCUCCUAGAGCUCAAGCAAAACAGCUCGAUGGAGUCCCUGUUCCGCGUUGUUGCCGGCAAGCCGCUUGCCGCCGACCUCCUCGCGACCUACUGCAAGUCGCAGGAUUUGGAGAUGCUCAAGGACUUUCACUACCAGGCCGACGAGGGUCACGAGUCGGCCAACAUCAUGGUCCGCGAGGCGUACGCCGCCCCGACCGCCUCGGAGCGCGACCGCCUCCUCCGCCAGGCUAUCACCUUUUACGCCGAGUCGCGCGAGUCGGUCUUUGAAGCCAACGCCACCAAGGAGCAACUCAAUCUGCUGGCGUUCCAGACCGACAUGCAGCGGCAGAACCCAGGCCACACCUUUGUCAACCUCUCGCUCUCGUCCACCAUCUACGAGCUUGUGGUCAUCGGCCUGGUCAAGGACGCCGACAAGCUGCGUAAGCAUUUUAAGGUGCCGGACAAGCGCUACUCGUGGCUCAUGGUCCGUGGUCUCGCCGCAGCCUCCAACUGGACCGAACUCGAGAAGUUUGCCUCAAAGAGCAAGAAGUCACCCAUCGGCUUUGAGCCGUUCGCGCAGGUCUGCAUCGACGGCCACGUUCCGCGCGAGGCUGCCAAGUACAUCCCGCGCAUUCCGUCGCACGAUACCAAGGCCAAGCUCUGGGCCGAGAUCGGUGACUUUGCCUCGGCCGCCGAUGAGGCCUUUCAGGCCGAGAACGUCGACAUGCUCAUCGAGCUUGAGCGCCGUGCGAGUCCUGACGUGGCCUCGCGCAUCCGCACCCAUCUGGCCAAGUUCCGUUAGUUCGUCGACGGCACCUUUCGCUAAACUCAAUGCAGUAGCCUA
Molecule: messenger RNA, 2559 nt
Organism: Thecamonas trahens ATCC 50062
Lineage: Eukaryota; Apusomonadida; Apusomonadidae
Product: vacuolar protein sorting-associated protein
Exons: 2
Coding region: 16-2517 (833 amino acids)
Biological process (GO): vacuole fusion, non-autophagic; intracellular protein transport; endosomal transport
Cellular component (GO): lysosomal membrane; endosome; HOPS complex
Molecular function (GO): actin binding
Source: RefSeq, a predicted model, not a curated record